GCGAGAGAACGGCAUCCGCGUGGGUCAUGCAGCCCCUCCCGCUUGGCUGAAAGCCUUCGCGACCCCCAUCAACAGCCUCAUCGGUCGAGACCUUUGCGGUGAGUUCCAGCUGACAACCGGCAUCGGCUUGAUCCUGGACACUGCACCACCCGGGCCGCUGUUGGGGGAG
Symbiodinium necroappetens is the source of this 169-nucleotide messenger RNA. NCBI's taxonomy places the organism in Eukaryota, Dinophyceae, Suessiales, Symbiodiniaceae. The record is from the annotation of a GenBank genome assembly.